Oncorhynchus keta (chum salmon) is the source of this 4174-nucleotide messenger RNA. Its product is annotated as T-cell immunoreceptor with Ig and ITIM domains-like. The record is from RefSeq and is a predicted model, not a curated record. Gene Ontology annotation, biological process: heterophilic cell-cell adhesion; homophilic cell-cell adhesion. The transcript has 9 exons. Gene Ontology annotation, cellular component: adherens junction. Lineage: Eukaryota; Metazoa; Chordata; Actinopteri; Salmoniformes; Salmonidae. The coding region runs from base 207 to 1013 and encodes 268 amino acids.
CUAUCUGUAGCGGUUUGUUAACCCACAUUAGACAAGUAGUCUUUUCCACCGUCUAUGCUCAGUUCCUGAUUGAUGCUUCAGUUCAUUUACUUUACAACCAUUUGAGGGUGUUUUGACCGUGUGCAGACCAUAGAUUACACAGAUCACAGUGUUUUGACCUUGUGUAGACCAUAGAUUACACAGAUCACAUUUGUAGCAGGAGUGCUAUGGAAAAAUGCAGACUGUCUGCCGUUUUGCUGCUGGCACACAUUGGCCUCUCUUCAGUAGUGUUGGAAGCUCAGGUCAGUGUUGAACCACAGGUGACAGGGUACCAGGGUAAUGAUGUCACACUGCGUUGUAAGUUGCUCCAGGGCACUCUCAUUCAGGCUGAGUGGCAGUGGGAGAUGUCAGAUACUAAAAAGUUUUCCAUAGCUGUCUUUAACCCUAACUUAGGGCAAAACAUUUCUGGGUCACCUCUAAAAGGGAGGUUGGAGUUCGCUGGAGCUUCCACCAGUGAUUCCUCUAUUACUAUAAAAGAUGUGGAGAUGACUGAUGCAGGGAAAUACAUCUGUCUCCUGACAGUCUUCCCCAGCGGCUCAUUUGACAGAACAACCAUCCUCACUGUACUGAAUCAGAUUCCACCUCCAUCAUCUGGCGAGGUUGUGGGAAUUGUUACCGCAGCCCUCCUGGUAACAGUUGUCGUGACAGCCACAGCUUACCUCAUCAUUGUCAGGAAGAGGCACAAGGCUUUAUUCAACCCCUCUGUCAGCAUUGCAAGCAGCCUGGUGGUCAAUGCAGACAGGACAGGAAGACAAGAGGACCUGGUUUAUUCUGAGAUCGUCAGAUUCAACAUUGACAAGAGGAAAGCACACGACCCAUCUGGAGAAGACCAGAAAGAUGCAGAUGUCAAGCCAGCUGAGGAUGUCACCUACUCUGCAGUGGCAGUGGGAAACCAGCAUUCUUUAAGGGAAGACACAGUUUACUCUCAGGUGGUGAGAAAGGACUGGGACAUAGAUGAUGUAUGGACUGUCUAAGCACAAUAACAGUAAAGGGAUAACCAGACGUCCUUUAUAUUCACAUACAUUUAACUGAAGUUAUCUCUUGUUGGGGAAGUGACCUCCUUAUUAGACAAAGCCAUCUAGAUCCUACAGAAGGGCUAUGUGUGUGAAUACUGAACAAUUAUUGCCACCAACAGAAUGCUAUAUAUAUGGGGCAUACAACAAUCUCAGCUCUGUAGAUUUUGUUGCGAAGAGACAGAAUCAAUAGAUAAUUUAUUCUGGUAAUGCCCCUAUGUAGCUUGUUUCUGGUCACAGGUUCAGGAAUUGUUAAAAAAACAAACACAACAUGCACUUUGGAAAGCCACAGUCAGUCAAUAAAUAAUGUAAUAAUACUCGUAGGAAAGGUUUUCGUCUUUAGCUCACAAUCUGUGGAUAAUAACAUCACAACACAAUUGAAAAAUACAUGGCACAUGGAAACCAAAUGAGGGUGGUCUAUGGUGAUAGGUGGGAUGGGCCGAGAGUGGCUGAGGGUUGGGAUUAAAGAGCUGAGGUCUAUGGUGAUAGGUGGGAUGGGCUGAGAGUGGCUGAGGGUUGAGAUUAAAGAGCUGAGGUCUAUGGUGAUAGGUGGGAUGGGCUGAGAGUGGCUGAGGGGUGGGAUUAAAGAGCUGAGGUCUAUGGUGAUAGGUGGGAUGGGCUGAGAGUGGCAGAGGGGUGGGAUUAAAGAGCUGAGGUCUAUGGUGAUAGGUGGGAUGGGCCGAGAGUGGCUGAGGGGUGGGAUUAAAGAGCUGAGGUCUAUGGUGAUAGGUGGGAUGGGCCGAGAGUGGCUGAGGGUUGGGAUUAAAGAGCUGAGGUCUAUGGUGAUAGGUGGGAUGGGCCGAGAGUGGCUGAGGGGUGGGAUUAAAGAGCUGAGGUCUAUGGUGAUAGGUGGGAUGGGCUGAGAGUGGCAGAGGGGUGGGAUUAAAGAGCUGAGGUCUAUGGUGAUAGGUGGGAUGGGCUGAGAGUGGCUGAGGGUUGAGAUUAAAGAGCUGAGGUCUAUGGUGAUAGGUGGGAUGGGCUGAGAGUGGCUGAGGGGUGGGAUUAAAGAGCUGAGGUCUAUGGUGAUAGGUGGGAUGGGCUGAGAGUGGCUGAGGGGUGGGAUUAAAGAGCUGAGGUCUAUGGUGAUAGGUGGGAUGGGCUGAGAGUGGCUGAGGGGUGGGAUUAAAGAGCUGAGGUCUAUGGUGAUAGGUGGGAUGGGCCGAGAGUGGCUGAGGGGUGGGAUUAAAGAGCUGAGGUCUAUGGUGAUAGGUGGGAUGGGCUGAGAGUGGCUGAGGGGUGGGAUUAAAGAGCUGAGGUCUAUGGUGAUAGGUGGGAUGGGCUGAGAGUGGCUGAGGGGUGGGAUUAAAGAGCUGAGGUCUAUGGUGAUAGGUGGGAUGGGCUGAGGGUUUGGAUUAAGUUUAUGUUUGGCAAUGUAUUAUUCUUUUGUGACUGUUUUAUGUAAAUGUGCCAUGUACAGUUGAAGUCAGAAGUUUACAUACACAUAGGUUGGAGUCAUUAAAACUCGUUUUUCAACCACUCCACAAAUUUCUUGUUAACAAACUAUAGUUUUGGCAAGUCGGUUAGGACUUCUACUUUGUUCAUGACACAAGUCAUUUUUCUAACAAUUGUUUACAGACAGAUUAUAUCACAAUUCCAGUGGGUCAGAAGUUUACAUACACUAAGUUUACUGUACCUUUAAACAGCUUGGAAAAUUCCAGAAAAUUAUUUAAUGGCUUUAGAAGCUUUUGAAGGGUUAAAAGACAUAAUUUGAGUCAAAUGGAGGUGUAUCUGUGGAUGUAUUUCAAGGCCUACCUUCAAACUCAGUGCCUCUUUGCUUGACAAGAUGGGAAAAUAAAAAGAAAUCAGCCAAGACCUCAGGAAAACAAUUGUAGACCUCCACAAGUCUGGUUCAUUUUUGGGAGCAAUUUCCAAAUGCCUGAAGGUACCCCGUUCAUCUGUACAAACAAUAGUAUGCAAGUAUAAACACCAUGGGACCACGCAGUCAUUAUACCGCUCAGGAAGGAGAUGCCGUCUGUCUCCUAGAGAUGAACAUACUUUAGUACGAAAAGUGCAAAUCAAUCUAAGAACAAUAGCAAAGGACCUUGUGUAGGAAAAAGGUACAAAAGUAUCUAUAUCCACAGUAAAUGAGUCCUAUAUCAACAUAACCUAAAAGGCCGCUCAGCAAGGAAGAAGCCACUGCUCUAAAACAGCCAUAAAAAAGACAGACUAUGGUUUGCAACUGCACAUGGGGACAAAGAUCAUACUUUUUGGAGAAAUGUCCUCUGGUCUGAUGAAACAAAAAUAGAACUGUUUGGCCAUAAUGACCAUCAUUAUGUUUGGAGGAAAAAGGGGGAGUCUUGCAAGCCAAAGAACACCAUCCCAACCGUGAAGCACGGGGGUGGCAGCAUCAUGUUGUGUGGGUGCUUUGCUGCCGGAGAGACGGGUGCACUUCACAAAAUAGAUGGAAUCAUGAGGACGGAAAAUUAUGUGAAUAUAUUGAAGCGACAUCUCAAGACAUCAGUCAGGAAGUUAAAGCUUGGUCGCAAAUGGGUCUUCCAACUGGACAAUGACCUCAAGCAUACUUCCAAAGUUGUGGCAAAAUGGCUUAAGGACAACAAAGUCAAGGUAUUGGAGUGGCCAUCACAGAGCCCUGACCUCAACCUAAGGACAAUUUGUGGUCAAAACUGAAAAAGCGUGUGCGAGCCUACAAACCUGAUUCAGUUACACCAGCUCUGUCAGGAGGAAUAGGCCAACAUUCACCCAACUUAUUGUGGGAAGCUUGUGGAAGGCUACCCAAAAUGUUUGACCCAAGUUAAACUACUUAAAGGCAAUGCUACCAAAUACUAAUUGAGUGUAUGUAAACUUCUGACCCACUGGGAAUGUGAUGAAAGAAAUAAAAGCUGAAAUGAAUCUUUCUCUCUAUUAUUAUUCUGACAUUUCACAUUCUUAAAAUAAAGUGGUGAUCCUAACUGACCUAAGACAGGGCAUUUUUACUAGGAUUAAAUGUCAGGUUUAAAUGUAUUUGGCAUAUGUAUGUGUAUGCAAACUUCCGACUUCAACUGUAUGUAAAAUGUAUAUGUAAAAUGUAUGUAUAUGUAGUAAAAAAGCUGUAAAUGAUAUUAUAUUUGUCCUCUGAAUAGGGGUGUGGUGGAAGGAUUAAUAAAACAUUUUUUUAAAGUGUC